CUCCUUUGUGAUAUGUUAUUAUUACCACUGGGCUCACUUGAGUCUACAGUACUUUUUUUUUUUGGUCCUGAGAGUGAGAAGAAGGGGGCCAACUCUUUGGAAAUUUUUGUUUUUUUUGCUUUGCAAUAGCACAGAAGUUGUAAUGAGAAAGAAUAGAGUUGUCACGGCUUGAAUGAUUUGAAACGCUGAACAUUCGGAGAGCUGGGCUAUAUAUGAAGAUGGAUAUAUGGAGCUUCAGCAGGAAAGCUCCAACGCUGCGGUGUUAUCCGCCACACCCUCGAGAAAUCUUUCGUCUUCAUCGUCAGCAUUCUUCUCAGCAAAUCAGUCCCCUUUCUUCUCUCCGAGGUCACCACCAAUACAUGCCUCUGAAACCAUCCGUCAGCACACAACAAGCUCGUCCAAUGGCAUUGCUCUGAGAGUCGAUCAUCUCGUUUCCACUACUCUUACUAAACAAUCUGAAUCGUUAUCCAAUAUAAAAUUUCUAGCUUCUGAUGUUUCUCCUGCUCCGAGUUUCUGCACUUCCAGUAAUUUUGGCACUCCAAGCACAGUUUAUAACAAUUCCUGCUUCGUUUCCUCCUUUAAUGGUGCUGGUAAUGGCAGUUCAUCGAAUAACAGCCAAGGAACCAGUAAUGGUUACUUUGCUCGCAGAGAGAAGCAAAAGCGAUCAGCGAGAAGCCAUGGAAAGCUUUCGUUGGCUCGAUCUUCAGCUUCAGUUUCUUCCACUAACAGGCUUAGGAGCUGUGAUGUAUAUAUAGGAUUUCAUGGUCGUAAGCCUUCUUUACUUCGAUUUGCCAAUUGGCUUCGUGCAGAGUUGGAGAUACAUGGAAUUAGCUGUUUCGCAUCUGACAGAGCUCACUGUAGGAACUCUCGCAGCCUCAACACAGUGGGGAGAAUAAUGAAUGCUUCUUCCUUUGGAGUGGUGAUAAUAACGAAGAAGUCUUUCGGAAAUCCUUACAGUAUUGAAGAGCUCAGAGAUUUCUUCGGAAAGAAGAAUUUAAUUCCUAUAUACUUCGAGCUGGGUGCUGGCGAUUGUCUUACGAGAGAUAUAAUAGAGAAGAGGGGGGAGCUGUGGGAAAAACAUGGUGGUGAAUUGUGGAUGGUGUAUGGUGGUUUAGAGAGAGAGUGGAGAGAAGCAGUUGACGGGCUUUUAAGGGUAUCGGAGUGGCAAUUAGAAGCAAAUGAUGGUAAUUGGAGGGAUUGUAUACUACAAGCCGUAGUUCUCUUAGCUACAAGAUUGGGAAGGAGGAGUGUGGUUGAUAGAGUAAAUAGGGGGAGGGAAAGAGUGGAAAAGGACGAAUUUCCUUUUCCUCGAAACGAACUGUUUGUUGGACGGAAGAAAGAACUCUCAGAAUUAGAGCUCAUUUUGUUUGGUGAUGUAAGUGGGGAUGGAGAGAGAGAAUAUUUCGAACUCAAAACAAGGCAUAGACGAAAGAGUCUAUCAAUUGGAUGGUCUGGAAGCUAUCACGGAAAAAAUAUUAAUAAAAAGGAGAAACUGCCAGAAAUUGGAGACAAAGGAAAGGAAAUUGUUUUAUGGAAGGAGUCCGAGAAGGAAAUUGAGAUGCAAAGGAUGGAUAGUCCUCAAAGGCAACACCGCCAACUAAGAGGCAAGAAUGGAGGGCGGCAUGGUAAAAAGAAAGGGUUAUCAAAGAUCCUAUAUGGAAAGGGUAUUGCUUGUGUGUCAGGCGAGUCAGGGAUCGGUAAAACAGAGUUGGUUUUAGAAUAUGCAUACAGAUUUUCUCAAAGAUACAAGAUGGUCUUAUGGGUGGGAGGGGAAAGUCGAUAUAUUCGGCAAAAUUUUUUGGCUCUACGUUCUUUAUUAGAAGUUGAUCUCAGCAUCGAAAACCAUUAUCAUGAGAAAGGAAAAAUCAGGUCCUUUGAGGAGCAAGAGGAAGACGCCAUUGCCCAAGUAAGGAAGGAACUAUCACGAGACAUCCCUUAUUUAGUCAUCGUCGACAAUUUAGAAAGCGAAAAGGACUGGUGGGACCGAAAAGUUAUAAUGGAUCUUCUUCCGUCCUUUGGUGGAGAGACCCACUUCAUAAUAACCACGCGAUUUUCUCACGUAAUGAACUUGGAGCCGAUGAAGCUUUCGUACUUAUCUGGUGUUGAGGCAUUGUCUUUGAUGAAGGGGAGUGUGAAAGAUUACCCAUUAAUGGAAAUCGAUGCUCUCAGGGUAAUUGAAGAGAAACUUGGGAGGCUUACACUUGGCCUUGGUAUUGUCGCAGCUAUUCUUAACGAGCUACCUAUAACUCCGACUAGACUCCUUGAUGCCAUAAAUAGAAUGCCUUUAAAGGACAUGGCAUGGACCGAUAGAGAUACUCUUGCCCUGAAACAACACAAAGCCCUUAUUCAGCUUUUAGAUGUGUGCCUUUCUAUAUUUGAUCAUGCUGAUGGGCCGAUGAGUUUGGCUGCUAGGAUGGUCCAAGCAAGUGGUUGGUUCGCUCCCUCCUCUAUUCCAGUUCAUCUUUUAGCUUUGGCUGCCCAGAAAAUUCCAGAGAAGAAUCAUGGUGUUUCAAUAUGGAAGAAGAUAAUGCAUGCGCUCAGAUGCAGCUUCUCAGUUGCUAACACCAAGAGAUCAGAAGUUGAGGCUUCUUCCAUGUUAAUUAGAUUUGGAAUUGCUAAAUGCAGCACCAGAAAUGAUUACCUGCAUUUCCAUGAGCUUAUUAAGCUAUAUGCUUGCAAAAGAGGAGGUACCCGUGUAGCUCAAGCCAUGGUUCAGGCGGUUUACUUAAGAGGCUCAAUCUCACAAUGCAGUGAACAUCUCUGGGCGGCCUGCUUCUUGGUGUUUGGCUUUCGAUCUGAUACAGUGGUAGUAGAACCGUUGAGACCAUCUGAGUUGAUUUUCUUUGUAAAGCGCAUUGUUCUCCCUCUUUCCAUACAUACCUUCAUCACUUUCUCGCGGUGCAAUGCAGCGUUGGAGCUUUUGCGCCUUUGUACUGAUGCAUUGGAAAUCUGUGCCGAAUCAUUAGUUUCUCGAACUGAUAAAUGGCUCGAUAAGUCAGUUUGCUGUGUUAAAUCGGUGCGAUCGGAUUCUCAGUACACAUAUCUUUGGCAGGAGUUGGCACUUCUGAAAGCAACUGUCUUGGAAACUAGGGCUAAGCUAAUGCUUCGGGGCGGAGAAUAUGAUAGAGGUGAUGACCUUAUAAGAAAGGCUAUAUUUAUCCGGACUUCAAUUUGUGGCGAGCAUCACCCAGACACAAUAUCUGCUCGGGAAACGCUAAGUAAACUUACGAGGCUUCUUACAAAUGUUCAAUUUAGUUAAUUUUGUGUAGCUUUUAACAAAGUUUACUAUAUAUAUUCUUUAAUGUGGCAUCCGCAUAAGAAUCACAGAAACUUCUUAUUGUUCAAAUAACAAGAAACCUAGCGCGAAAUAUCUAUUCUUUUUUCAGUUUUUCCCUUUUGUAUACUAUCUACUUUAUCUUGGCCCUUUUUGCUGUUUUACAGACUGUUGCCCUUUUGUUUCUCCAUUAGAAUGGCUUCUUAUGUAUUGUCGUUAGAGUUA
Messenger RNA from Ananas comosus (pineapple), 3499 nucleotides. RefSeq lists its product as uncharacterized. The transcript has 2 exons. Lineage: Eukaryota; Viridiplantae; Streptophyta; Magnoliopsida; Poales; Bromeliaceae. The coding region runs from base 227 to 3259 and encodes 1010 amino acids. Gene Ontology annotation, biological process: signal transduction; recombinational repair. Gene Ontology annotation, molecular function: ATP hydrolysis activity; ADP binding. The record is from RefSeq and is a predicted model, not a curated record.